Lates calcarifer (barramundi perch) is the source of this 4166-nucleotide messenger RNA. RefSeq names its product NLR family CARD domain-containing protein 3. The coding region runs from base 136 to 2985 and encodes 949 amino acids. Lineage: Eukaryota; Metazoa; Chordata; Actinopteri; Centropomidae. The record is from RefSeq and is a predicted model, not a curated record. The transcript is spliced from 8 exons. Gene Ontology annotation, molecular function: protein binding.
UCCCUGCACCUUAAGACAGAACACAAACAGUUUUUUGCGCCAAUACUCAUGACUGCAACGGCCAUACUAGACAAGGGGGAAAUUGAAACAGAACAUAAGAAUAAAAUAUUUCUUUAAGCACCAUUUUCUGAAGUCAUGAACUCAGCUCAGAAGCUGCUUUGGUCUCAGAGAGACUUGCUGCUGAACUGGACAUGUGAACACCCAGCACCCUUGCUGCGCUGGUUGCAUGAUGCUGAGGUGCUCUCCUCUCCCCAAUACCUGUCUCUGCUGGAGAGGUCAUCUUCCAAUGCUGUGGCCCAGGCUCUAGAGACAGUAUGUGCCACUGAGGAGAGCAGCCAAAAGUUCCUACUGGUGCUGAGGGAGGUGCAGGAUUAUUACUGCGGGGACCUGCAGGUCUGGGUGGAGAGACACUGCAGGAAUGAUGCCAUCAGUAAACCAGCAGCUGCACCUGUAAAAGUUGAAGCAUCCACAGAUAAGAAGCCUAAAGGCCCAUUUGCAAAACUACUCAAAGGAAAGAGCAAGGGAUUCACCCUAACUCCUGAGAUUAAAGCUAAAGAAGAACUGAAACCUAACAGACAUGUAAAGUUGGCCAACAUCCGAGUUCCCAUUUCUGCUCAUAAAACAACCCUACUGAAACGCACAGAGCAGUUGAAGUGUUAUUCAGAAGGCGAUGGAGUGUCUUCAAACUCAGCUUCUUACAUCGAGAUCCGCUACACUGACCUUUUUGUAACAGAAGAUAAUGACUUAGUUGACAGCAGGCAACACGAGUACUUUGACCUGGCAAGCAGACGAGCUCGCAUCUAUGUCCACCAGGCCUGCCAGCGCAUUCGGCCGUGCCAUCUGUUGAGCCCCGAAGGAACAUCAGGAAGGCCCCCGAAAAGGGUUAAAGUGAAAGGUAUUGCUGGUAUUGGAAAGAGUGUAGCAGUACAGAGGCUGGUCUAUGAGUGGGCAAUUGGGAAGAGCAUGCGUGAAUUCACCUGUGUUUUUGACCUGCGCUUCAGAGAGCUUAAUCUGAUUGAAGCACCACUGAGCUUACUGGAGCUCCUUGGGGAACGGUUCCGCUACCUGAAGCCGAUUUUAUGUGACCUUUUCAGCUCACCGGGCUCUUUGCUCUUCAUCUUAGACGGAUUAGAUGAGUUCAGAUUCCCCUUGGACUGGGACGGUCCUGGCAAAAACAUUGAUGUGGAUUCAAAAGUGCCAGUGUCAGAGCUGAUGGUGGCUUUAAUCAAGGGAAGCUUUCUCCCAGAGGCGUCAGUGAUUCUCACGACAAGACCAUCUACUGUAGCUCCCAAGCAUUUCUUCCAAAGGUGUUGUGUGGUCCUGGGCUUUGAGGAGGACCAGGUGAAGGAAUAUACCAGCAAGUUCUACAAAGACAGUGAAGUUGCUGAAAAAGUCUACGAUUACAUUUUGAACAAUGACAACCUUUUUGUGCUGUCCUUCAUCCCUCUGUACUGCUACAUAAUCUGCACCGCUAUGGUUGAGUUCUUCUCUUCGGGGACUCAAGAUGAUGGUGACUCAAAGUCUCUGGAGCUGAAUCCACCCAGGACAGUCAGCGAGGUUUACUUCUGCUACCUGUUUACAGCAGUCAAGCACCAUGCACUGAGGGGGAGUGCAGACAGAAGCACACCUAGAUCUGAGGUUCUCUCUCUAGCUAAACAACAACUGACAAACUUGGGUAAAAUGGCUUAUGAAAACCUUCUACAGAAGAAGAUAAUGUUCGACAGAGCAGAUUUGGAGAAGUAUGGUGUUACACCUGCUGAUGUUCAGAGCACCUUUCUCUGUCACAUUCUCCAGCCUCUCAAAGAGGAGACUGUGGAGAUGUUUUCGUUCUUCCACUUGACUGUUCAAGAACAUCUGGCUGCAAUUUACUGUGCAAUCAACCUCUUUAGCCAGGAGGACAUAAUCCAAGCUCUAGACUUCUGGUGCUUUGGGAUACGUCCACCAUCUUCAACUGCUGCACCCUUGCAAAACACAGACCUCAACAUGGACAAGCUGGAGAGCCUCCAGAUGUUCACACGCUUCUUCAUGGGAAUGCUGCGAGCACGGCUGGCAGGUCAUUUGGAUGGCCUUAUUCUAUCCCCCAUGGAGCAAGGGGAUGGCAUCCCUGCUACGCUGGGUUUGUGGUUCCAAGAUCAGUUUAAAAGCAGGAAGCUGGAAAACCAGACAGCCCUAAAUCUUCUCCAUUGCCUGAUGGAGUUUCACAUGAAGGAAGCCACCAGCAUCGCAGCACCCGAGAUCAAGAAGCUCAACCUGUUUAAAAUGAAGCUGAGUGUUGUGGACUGCGCAGCGAUGCACUACGUGCUGCAGUUCUCCCCACACAAGCUGCAGGAACUCAACUUAGGUUACUCCAACAUUGGAAACAGAGGACUAAACAGACUGGGGCCAAUCCUACAUCGCUGUGAAUCUCUCUAUUUGAGAUACAACUGCCUGGACAAGCAAGCAGCUAUUUUAGAAUCUGCGAUUCUGAAAUCGAAUGAGUGCCAAGUGAAGAAGCUCUUUAUGUGUGGCAAUAACCUGGGUCCAGAGGGGGUUUUGGAGCUGUGGAACGCUCUGGAGCACAACACCACUGUGGAGGAACUCUAUCUAGACAUCACUGGCAUCACAGAGAGAGGAACAGAAAACAUUGUCAACUGCCUCAGCAAAAACACCUCUCUGAAGACACUGACCAUUGUAGGGAAUGACAUUGGAGAGGUGGGGAGGAGGAGGCUGAAGGAGCUGGAGCAACGUCGGCCGGGACUCCGGAUAAUUGCAAACUUUGUGGAUGACCUUGGAUUACUUCAGGCCUACCUGGACUGGGUGGGGGAGAUCCGGGCUGACAGAGACCAGAUGGACUCAGUGAAGAAUGCAGACGCCCUGCAGUCAGUACUGAAGGGGCUCCAGGUGGCAGGAGAACAGGUGGAGAAAGGAGAGAAUACAGAAAAAGCCAAGAAGCUCCAGAUGCAGAUUGUGGAGCUGCUGAGGUCUUCUACAGAUCUGACUGGAUGAAGAUGACCACAAGUUAUUCUGCAUUAUUUCAUGUGAGGGCAGGGUUCCCUCUUUAACUUAAAGAUUAUCAUUGUCAUUAUUUUUUAGCAUACAGCAGUCGAGUCAUUGAGAGUGCAAACAAUAAGGAAGUAAAGCCAAUGUGAAUUAAACACAAAUUAUUAGUUGAAAUGCUAAAAUACUUGGUCUGUUUUGUAACAUGAUACUGUAAAUUAAGAAGAGACAAACAAAUGGGAUGAGGAUGCUGAUUUUUACUUUCAGACAUUCAAGAAGCAUUGAACUGCAGACUGUUCUGAAUUUUGACUUACAUUUAGAAUUUGUAAGAGAGACUGGAUGAUAAUGACACUCACUGUGUGAAUUAGUGGCCAAAGAGUUUCCCUUUGUUAAUGAACACUUGUUAAGUGACAAGUUUUUACAUUCUCAUAUUAAGUACAGGGUGUGCAGCUAUGUGGUAGGAAAUGUGCUGCAAAGAUCACCCACCUACUUGCACUUGUGCAAGUUCCUCAGUUUCAACAUAAGCAAUUCCAAACUUGAAUUGCAACCUCACUUCAAAGGAGCUUGACUUGCCUUUGCAUCUUGUAACUAACUGGACCACAGAUCUGAUGAAAAUGUGAGUAAUUUUAACUUUAAUAAGAAUCAUAUGAAAAAGUCAACAUUUAGAGUUAAACUUUAAUUCACUAGUCUUUAGCCCAAUCAAAUAUUUGGAAAAUUUGAAAGGAAAACAAAAUAAAUUACAGACAGCUAUUGAUAGCUGUGAGAACUUUCUUGGCAGUCAAUUAUGGUUUUGUGACAUUGGUCGACAUUGAUCUUGAAUGUACAUUUAGUUGGCAGUGCAGUAGGCAAUACUAGAGGUACGCUAAAACGAGUGCAGUCUAAUACAAAAAUCCUGCAGUAGAUCCUACCUUCAUGAAGGCUGGAAUAUUUAGUUUUUAUGAACACUGUUCUAGAGAUCGAUUUAUGCUGGUUUGUGGUUUUGGUGUACUUUACUGCACUAUACAAAAAGGUGUACGGCCUACCCUCAUUGAUAUGAACGGGAUGGACACAAUAAUGGAAACACCUGUCCGUAUAACACAAUAAUAUUGAACAGAACCACAAACUGCAGAAACAAACUAUAAAAUAACCACAUAGUUGAAUGAAUGCCUCUGUAAAUCAAUUUCAAUAAAAACUGAACAUUAUAACCACGA